Messenger RNA from Bactrocera neohumeralis, 14044 nucleotides. It is a transcript of the gene Glut4EF, whose product is annotated as zinc finger protein 704. Gene Ontology annotation, molecular function: RNA polymerase II cis-regulatory region sequence-specific DNA binding; DNA-binding transcription factor activity. The coding region runs from base 2988 to 5366 and encodes 792 amino acids. Gene Ontology annotation, biological process: regulation of transcription by RNA polymerase II. The transcript is spliced from 8 exons. The record is from RefSeq and is a predicted model, not a curated record. Gene Ontology annotation, cellular component: nucleus. NCBI's taxonomy places the organism in Eukaryota, Metazoa, Arthropoda, Insecta, Diptera, Tephritidae.
GAUAGUCAACUCUCGUGUACGGACGAUAAUUGUUGCUUCACAGCGCCAACCAAAACAAACCAAUCUAAAUCAAGCUGACCAAGCGUACGCGUAUUGUGUGAGCGCCGCACCGCAGAUUAAUUACGUGCCCAAUUAAAUAAAAAUACACAAAUAAAAACAACUUUUGUAAACACGUAAAGUGUAGUGAACGUUCUUAAACUAGCGCUGACUAAUCAGCUGACAACCGCGCUGAGCCGCAAGCAAAUCCACGCAGCGUCAAGGGCCAAGCGAGCCAUUCCGUUGCACAGGGCGAGUAACUGUGCAUUACUGUGUCGGCUUGAUAAGCGAAAAUGUAAAUACUGUUGCGUAUUGCCGGUCAUGUGAAGUACGUCAUAAGACGUCGAAUUUAGUGCAAAAGAAACAACAGCAAGAACAAAUAAGAACUUCAUUUAAAUAUCGAUAAACUCAGCGCGGAAUUCGAUAUUUACGCCAAUUGUGUGCACUAUACUCGUGGGCUUUUGUGUGUGAAUGUGUGGGUGUGAGCAGUGCAAAGUGCCGGCAUUCGUAUUUGCGUUGCAAUAAACAGUGUGUGUGUGUAUGCGUUUGCGCUCGUGGGCAGGUGAGCACUUAUAGAAAAACAAUAACAAUAUUGCACGAGCUUCUUGAAGUAAAAUUAAAAUUAAAAAAAUUGUGAACAUUUCGAACAGCCUUUGGAAGCAACAAAGUGGCAUUACACAGCAAAAGCGCAAACAAUUGCAAUUUUGUAGAAACUGCUGCCACAUUUACACAGUUGCCGAACCGGCCGACAAGCGAAGGCGAAUGUCAUAAGAACAAAAAACCCAACAAAACAAACAAAAAAGAACACUGCCGUCAGCAAAUAAGGCCAUAGCAAUAACAAAACCGUAAUAAUUGUGUAAAUAGUACAUAGUGAACUUGAAUAGUUCUUUUGCCAACGCAAAGAAAGUGAAAAAGUGAGCAAUUUUACAAACUCACUUGUGUUACGUGCAUUUCCCUGACGGCUAUCAGCAUUCUCAGCUGGAAAUUUUGCCGUUGCGGACUUUUGCAACAAAUUUGGUUUUUCUUGUGUCGUGUUUAGUGCGAAUUUGGCUUGCAGCGUGUGCGUUUUCGUGCACGAAGCAGUUUUCGAGCGCAAAGAAUCUGUUGAACACAGACAAGAUAAGAAGAAAAUCGGUGGAUUAUGCUUAGGAAUAAGCCGAAACAGCACAGAACGCUUACGCCGAAACGAGUGGAGCAUGUAGUUGCAGCGAGUGAAGCCAAUGCGGCCGCCCUUCUAUGCGAAUCCAUACAAACGUCGUUGCCGCUGUCAUCCAUACAACAGCCGAAUAUUAAAGAAAAACUCAUACAAAAGCAUAACAAAAAUAUUGAUACGAACUUUGGUGCACAACAGCAACAACAACAAAUAAAACAACAACAUCACGUGAAGCAAACUCCGAAAAGCGUACAGAAUUUGAAUGGUGUUAUUAAAAGAUCACUACUAUCGAUAUUGACGCCCCGGGUCAGUGUGACAAGCAGUUUCUUUGGCGGGCGCAGUGUCUUCCCCGCAUUAAGGUGUGCGUCUCCGUUUGAGGAACACUUCAUUUGUGCGACAAAUUUCAUGUCGGCAAUACGCUAAAGACUUGUGCGCUGAAAAAACACGAGAGUUAGGUGACCCCGCGUGUGGGAGAGAGAAAAAGUCUCAAAUAUUUAUGCAUUAAAAAUUGAAAAUAAAAUACUUUUAGACUAUAUAGUGCAGAACAGUGCAAUAAUUAAAAAGUUCUCAACGCAAAAUCAAAGUUUAUUCAAACGAGGCGAUUAGCAACUCACUGAAAUCUUCGUGAUAAUCGAUAAAUGAUAAAUGCAGCAGGUUUAGUGCAAGCUUUCGCACGACGACCAAGUGUGAGUAGAAAAGAGCAAAAUCUAUGUGGCGUUCAAGAAGUAAAGUGAAAAAAGUUUAAAAUAAAAAAAUUAUAUUGCAAGUGAGCUAAUUUGUCUACGGUGACAAGGUUCUGUUAUAAGGAAGUCAAAUAAACACGGAAGCCUUGAAUAACAGUUUGCGAAACUGCGCAAAUACAGAAACCGCAAAAUAAUAAGGUCCCUGUACACAUUACGCUAAAGCAAAUAGUGGGAAACCCAGUAACAACUGUUUAAAGAAAAGCGUUAAAUAAUAAUUUGUAACAUCUGUACUUAUCAACACAAGCGUCUUUAUAUAUGUAUGUAUGUAUUAUUGUGUGACACAUGAAUAACAACAGUGUUAAAAAAUAAUAUCAAAUAAAAAAGCGGCUUUGCAAUCAUUGUGUGAAUUUUAUAGCUCAUUAGCAAAACCAAAACCAAAACAAAAUCACUUAUCUACGCCUUUGUGGCCGCGUUCUUUCUUGUUCUUCAAAUAUUUCGGUUCGCUCCUAACCGCAAUUUUAGAUUUUUUGGUUCUCCGUCACUAAUUUGUGAAAAUUAAAGUAUUGUCGCGCAAUCAACGUGUGAAAGCCCUAGUAAAUUGCUAUUAAAUUAUAAACAAAUAAUUUUGGCAAUUUUAUAUAUUUUUUGAUUGCUACGAAUUUAAAAAAAUAUGCGAUUUCCUGAAAAUUAGUAUUGAAAAAGUGACAAAAACGAAGAGUAAAAGUAAAGCUCACAAGUGCCAAAAGUGUUGAUAAAAUAGAGUAAAGCGUAUGAUAAAUGUGCAAUAAAUUGUCGCGCUGUCAAGUGAGAGUGUGAACAGGUGUUUAUUGUUAACGAAAUAGCGAAAAUAAAAGCAAUAAAAACGUUGAAAAAUUUCAAAUUGUGUUCAAAAUAAAAAGUCAGAAUCGCCCUUCACACAUUUUCUCGACGAAAAGUCAUAGAACUUUCGUCUAAAGCCAAAAAGUGUUAAUUGGUCAUUUUAACGGCUGACGUCACACGCGCGUUAUAUCAAAAAAAAAAAAAAAGAAACGUAGUGAUCCUCCGUACUUCUUUUCACACACUUUCUGAUUUUAAUUUUUUCGGUUUGUUCGGUUUCCAAAAUUUCGUAGAAGACAAUGUCCACUGGUCGCCGUUUAGCCAAACGUUCAAUAAUCGGUACAAAAGUUUGUGCGCCAGGUCCGGAUGGUCUCUGGUAUUCGGGCGUUAUACAAGACGUCAAGACGCCACCUACUGCCACGGUCACUUCGUCGUCACUAUUGGCAACGAGUGAUUCUGCCGCAGCCAACAACAACGGUACAAAUCUUACCGCCGACACUAAAUAUAUAGUACGCUUCGAUUUUAAGACACAAACCAUGGAGCACAACUUGGACACAUCGCCCUCAUCGUCGUCCAAGUCGUCCGUUUUAUUGGAAGCACGUCGCACUGUAAGCGCACAUUACAUUAGUCCCGCGCAAGCUUUGCGUCGCAACGCCAUGAUUAAGGAGUUUCGCGAGUCGGACUUGAUCGGUCCGGGUUUUCGUUCCAUAUUGGGUAUACAAUUGCAGCCGGGCCAACGUGUUUUUCUCACCCACAACGGACGUGAGACCUCGGGCGAUGUCAUUUCUCAUGAUGUAGAAAAGGACGAUGUUGUCGUAAAGAUCACCACAAUCGGAACUGAGGAACCUAUUGAGCUGAAAAAACGGUUGGAAGAGGUGCGUCUGCUCGAAUCGCGACGCUCUGCACGCUUGGCUGAUCAGGAACGCGACACAGAUUUCGCACGCCUAGCCGACAUGGGUGGCGAUCGCCGCCGCACAACAUCACACAGCAUCGAGGUGCCAAUGUCCUUAACGCCGCAGAAUAACUCACGUAAACGUCCACAGCCAUACACACACGACUGCUUCAGCGGACAGUGCGGCGACAAAGAGGAAAUGGAGGAGUGUCAAGCAGCGAUGAUUUUAAUGAAACUCUCCCAUUCGCCCAAAAAUGCAGAGAAAUGGUACGGUUCCAGUCCGGGCAGUUCGUCGUCAUCGGGCAGCUCGUGGAGUUCGGGCAGCUCAUCGCCGCCGCUCAGCGACGAUGGUCAUGCCGGCCUCAACACGAGCGCCAUGCUGAAUGAUCCGAGCACACGCAUACGCACAACAUCAGUAUCCACCUCGGACGAGGGCAUCGUCGUAGACUUCAAGGAGGAGGCGCCACGCAAAAAGAGGGUAAGUCCCUUUGAAGUCAGUACAGAAGUUCAGCAAAUAGGAUCUCAAUUUAACACAAACAAAUCCAAAUUCAGAUGUACCUGGAAAGGCUGCAAACACAUAGAACACACACCGAAAAAGAUAGAGCGACACAUACGUAAUGUUCAUUUAGGUAACAAAAAAGCACGUCGCUCUGCUGAUUAUGAUGAAUCAUGUAGCGAAAAUGACCAUGAGGAAGAGUUCUAUUAUACAGAAAUCGAAGAUGAAGAGGAUGAUUGUAAAACACCGAGCCCUACAUCGCCACCCACUCUAAGCCACCGUGAUAUGGCUCGCCCACCACACGAAGACCCAGAAUACCAAAGAAAAAUAGUGGGCAAUUUCAAGCAAGGACGUGUCAAUCAACAACAACAGUUGCAACAAAAUCAGGGUCAACAUAUAAAUAACGGCAAGACGGUAUUCCAUGGUGGCACUUAUUUUACUACCAACAACAGCCACACCAAUCAGCAAAUGCAGAGCAAUUGCGUGUCGACUUCACCUCUAAAUCAUCAAAACUAUUGGCAGUCGUCAUCAGUACCGGUAGUACAAUCAGCACAAACCGCCAUUACAUCGGUGACAUCUAACUCAAGUCAGCUACUUCAUCAAAAUCAACAACCGCAGCCGCAGCAGCAGUCUCAAUUUGUUAAACACGCUCGAUCAUCGCCACGUCCGUCCCAGUCGACAGCGCCAUAUCCAUCUCCAACGUACCAUCACAAUUAUAGCAGCAGUCCGAAUAAUUGCAUCAGUAGUAACAGCCAUGGCAAUGUCAACAGUAAUUCAUGCAAUAACCAAAGCAGUUCCAUCACACCCAAUAAUAGUGGUGCCAGCAAUAUGCUACAACAGUUGUCCCACCAAAAUAUUACGGUGACGGCACAUCACACUGGUGCUCAUCACAAUCAGCCGCAACCACAGCAACAACUACCGGCUGUAACUAUUACGCCAAAUUAUACAAAUCAACAACCGCAACAACAGCAACAGCAGCAAAUACAACACAUGCAUGGUCACCAACAGUCGACGCAAUCCAGCGCAGCUGGAACUAUUGUGACAAUCUCCACAGCACAAGUUCACCAACAAUCGCAACAACAACAACAGACAUCUCAUCAUCAUCAUCAACAACAACAACAUUCACAACAUACAACCGUUGCCACGACAACCAAACACACACCGAACUCACCAAAUAGACGCACACGAGGCGAGAACAAGAAAUGUCGCAAAGUAUAUGGCAUGGAACGCCGUGAACUAUGGUGCACUCAAUGCAGGUGGAAGAAAGCAUGUACCCGAUUCGGUGACUGAAAAAGGGUCAAAACGUCGGCGGCGGCGGCGGAAACGACGACGACGGCGACCGCUGUAACGGCAGCGAAAAUGAUUUCGACGAGGACCACAACGACAGAACUGGCAGCAGGGGCGAAAUCGAAAUCACAAUUGCAUACAAUUGACACUGGCAAUACAGUCACGGUAACGCCAACUUAUGCGAAGUACAAGCGAACAAGCAACAAUUACAAUAACAAUAAUAUUGGCCAUAACAGCAACAAACACAAAUAUUUGGCAGCUUCCGCACCAGCAACUGCCGUGGCUACCUCCGUCAUUGUGAAGCCACCAAAUAACUUAAGAAAAAUCAUUGCUAGCAAUAAUAACCACCAGAACACUGCCAAUGGCAGCAACAUAGACCAUACGCCGAUGACUAGCAAACAUAAUAACUAUGGUACAAACACGGACGCUGAUGCACAUCUACAACAGCAACAAAUCCAAGUUGUUACAACUGCCAAUAACAGCAACAGCACUAAUAACAAUCACUUGCUGACCACUGCUGCCUCAAAUACUGAACUCGACAUUUGUAUGCGAACGUCGCUGCCAUCACAAUACUUUCCUUAAGCACCAACGCCACACACCACAAUACACUACAAGAGUUAGCAACAGUAGGGCUGAGCCCCACUUUAAGACGGCAUUAUCUAUGGCUGGCCGCGAAGACAAGUAUGAAGACGUUAUGAAAGCCGUAAUAAUCAUAACACUAAAUAAUUUUUCGGCUAUGUUUUUGACAUUUGCUGCAAUUUUUAUCGUACAUUAUUUUUAUUUUUUUUUAUUAUGUAUUUAAGAAAUGACUUACAAUAUUUUUUUUGCUUUUUUGUUAUUGUUUAUAUUUUGUUGUCUUUACUUAUUUGAUUGAUGAUUAUUUAGAUCAGCCUCCAACGGCAAUUUUACACUUUAAAUUAAUUAUAUAAAAUUAGAAAAAUUUUUCUUUACUUUUAAUUAUGUAUGUAUGUGUGUGUAUACAUGUAAACAUGUAUAACAUACAUGCAUACGUAUAUAUAUACAUAUAUACAUAUAUAGAUAUAUAUAACGGUACAUAUAGUAUUAAGAAUUUCAACCUUGCGCGACUCUACCAUUAUCCACACAUCAACUAGAAACCUAGUAGGUGCAUACACAGUUGGAAAUGAAAUAUUAUCUACAACGUACUCGUACAUAUGUAAAGUUACAAUGAAGUUGAAUAAAUAUAGAUGUGAAAGUAAUUGCUUUUAAAUUUACAAACACAAAACGUGUAUAUGUCAAUUUUGUUAUACAUAUACAUGCAUAUACAUAUAUAUAAAGAUAUAUACAGACAAUGUUAAUAGACAAGCGAAACAGCUAUCAUAUGUGUGUGUAUGUUGCAUAAGUACAUAGAUAGAGAAUUAAGUAUUACAUUAAACGUAAUCAUAACAACGGUAAUGUUUAACUUCAUUUAAAUAGCAAAAUGUUAAAAUAAGACAAAAUAAAUAAAGAGAAACGAAACAAACCAACUCAAAACUUAUCUUUAAGUUAGCUGUAAUAUAUUUAUGCCCACAUACACACAAGUUUAUGAAAAUGAAGUAAACGUAGGCAAGUAGUACCCAAACCAACUUACUCCGAUUACUACCGUAAACUCUAAAAGAUUUUCACAUUUAAAUUUCAAAAUCAUGUUGACACAGCUUUCACUCAUCACGGCCAAUUAUAAAAACAAUAUGUACAUUUGUUUCAAAUGUUGAACAUUUGCAUAAAUAGCAUACAUACAUAUUAUACCAUGGACUCAAGCGCAAUAAAGCAAUUUAGUUAUUCGUGAUACAAGGCAAUUUUCGAUUAUACUGAAUUCGUAACUAUAUUUAAAUACCAAAUGUAAUGUUAUAUAAUUAAUCACUGGAAUCUUAUGGAGCGUAGAGAUUUUAUACAAGAUCACCCAUUAACCUAUGUAACAACUUAUUUGGCAUCCUUUCGGUAGAACACAAAUUCUUUUAACGAGUGAUGAACAGCAGUUAUUUGCAGAUAUGACAUUUAUGGUAAAUAUGUAUGUAUGGUUGUACGUAUGCAUAUGAGUGUAGGUAGUGAUACCAAAAUCCCAAUUAUUUUAUCUAAAUAAGAAAAGAAAAAUAUUUGCAUUUCAAUAAUCUAAUCAAAGUAAAAUUUUGUUUUUGCAAACGUUUUUCGUAAAGCUCUUCAAAAAGACAGUUCAAUAAAUAACGCAAACCAAUUCUGAUAAAGUAGAACUCUCGCAAGAUCAUGAAAUUAAAAGAAGUGUUCAAAUUAAUGUAAUCUAUAGAUAUCUAAAUUUAAAGAAAUUUAUAAUUAUUAUAUAUGUAUAUUAUUUGAAUUAUACACAUUUCGUUCAUUGGAUUAUUAAUAUUUUUGUACCUAAAUUUAUGUACACGAUAGAAGUAGCACCUGUAUAAAACUACUAUUAUGAAUUUCAUUGACGACUAAGUUACACAACUAAAAUAACUCUAAAAAUUCGAAGGCUGCUUUGCUGCAAUAAAAUUGUUACUAAGUUGUUAUGGUAUGAAGCUGCUUUCACUUCAAAUUACAUGUAUGAAUACAUACAUAUGUACAUAUAUGAUCAUGUUUGUAGUUUUUCUCAAAUCUUUUAAAAUUUUUGUUAAAAUUCGGUCUUUACGAUUUUCUACUAAUUGAAGUAUACAAAUGCAUAGCAUAUUUACUGCUUUAUACAUGCAUAUGUGAUUUGCAAUGAUCUUAUUUAGAGAAACACACUAGACUUACCUUGGGAAUGCCAACGCACUAUCUCAAAGUGUUUCCCCAUCUAUUUCUCCGUAAACGUGAUUUGAAUGAAAUUCGUGAUAGUGGCCAUUGUAUAUAUAUAAAUUUUGUUUUUAUUAGAGAAACUAACAUUUAUUUCGAUUAUAUUUCAUAAGAGAAACAUUUAAACUAAGUACGGACAAGUAUCAAUCUUGAAAAAUAUACUGACAUUCUAAAACAAUGAUUUGUAUUAGCACUUUUGUAAACAUGUGUAUGUACACUGGCGAAUGUGUGCCAAGAUUGUGCUGUAAAUUAAUUUAUCUACUUUCACAUCUUCCCCUGCUAAUCAAUGACUUUCAAACACUUGUACACAUUUCUUUAUGUUAAUGAUUUAUUAUUAUUAUUUUUUUGGCAAUUACAAGAAAAAAUAAUUUUUAAGUGAUAUUUUUACAAGUUUUCGCUGAACUAGUAUGUAUUAGUAUAAGCAGUUAUGAAUAAAAAAAAUACGUUUAGCCAGCAGUAGCAGCAACAACAACCAGAACACUAAAUUCAGCAAGAAGAAGAAUAAGUUGAUUGCGAAAGUAAAUUUAUGAAAAAAAUAAUAAUAGAGAAGUGUAAGCCACUCACUCACUCACUUGCAUAAAAUCACGCCCAACUUCCCCUUUGUAUGUACAUACGUGGGUACAUGCAUACAUACAUACAUGAAGUUUAUUUAAACUAUAAAUACAAAACUUACAUUUUGAACUUUAAUAAACAAUUGUUAUUUAUAAUUAAAGAUAAAAGCCCAAAAACUAAACUUUGUUUCUUUUAUUUUGAAACUGUUUUCUUGCUUAGUAAUAUGUAUUUUUAAAUAUUUAUUAUUUGGAAAAUUGAUUCUCGGAAGCCUCAAAAUAGAUAUUAGAGAAUAGCUAUAGUAUCAAAAUUAGCUUCCAUGAUGAUGGUUUAAAAUUUUUCUCCCAAAGUGUGGUUUUUAUGUUCAUAUUUUUAGAAUUAAUACUGUUUGGUCAGCGUAAGGCGCGUGUGGGAGAAUUCUAAAGUGCGAACAAGCAUAUUUCACGGGUUCAGAUAAUAAAAACAGAACAAAAUAAACAAGUACAAAUGAUAUUCUCCUAUAUUCACGAAGGCAUUCAUAUAGACAUUUUUGUUGAUAUUGAGGUGAAGGGCGCACUUUAAGCUCCUAAAAGUAUGCAACUAUCGAGUCUAAAAGUAUGUAAGAGUAGUGCUGCCAACUCAGAUAAUUUUUUUAAUGAAUAUCUAAAAUACCUUAUUGUUGACUAUGUUUUUCACAAUGUUGCAUUGUUUAUCAUAUAUUUAUAAAUUUUUGUUAAUGACUUUUUUUGAUUUUUUGUAAUACAGAUUAAAAAAGGUUAUAAGGUCAGUUGAAAGCUUCAUGAAAGCUAUUUAAAUGACGCGAAACUAACUAAAACACAACACCAAAUUAUAAAUAAUGUGCAUAUUUCACAACCAACAACAAUUCGACAUUCAUGCAUAAGUACAUACAAAAUGACAUAAAAGUGCGAACACGUAAAAUUUACAAUUCCCUAGUAAAGUUAGAAAAGUGAAAAAUUACCCUUACACCAAAACCUUUCGUUUUUAAAUUUACUCUCAAGUAUAAUCGGCGAUAGACUUACGAUAUAAGUUAACAACCAAUCUAGUAUUUACCUUAGUAUGUAUGCACAUGCACGUUAAAUACGUAAGUACUGUAUUCAUUAAAUUGCAAUAAACAAAUGUAAAACAGUUAAGUAUGUUUAUAUUUAGCGGUAAAUAAUUACGUACUCGUAUAUAGCUUUCCAUAUUUAAUAACUGUGUAAUUUCAAUUUACGAAUCGGCGGAAUCGAAAUUAUUUACAACCUUAAAAAUAAAAUAAUGAUUUAAAAAACGAGAAAAAUCGUAAAAAACUCUAACACUGCCAAUCAUUAACGCGAUUUCUAAAAUUCAUUCACUUCUAAACUAAGCGUUAUUUAUUGCUCGUUUACUUGCACAUACAUAUGUACAUACGUUAACGUGCGAUCGAUGCACUAGAGUUAAUAAAAUAUUUGCGUCUGUUUGCAAGCGCCAUACAAAACCAUCAACCUUAUGUCAAAUUCUCACAUACACUUGACAUGUAUACAUAGUAUAUACAUAUUUAUAAUUUUAUAAACUCACUUUUAAAGUAACAGUUUUUCAAAUGUUCACCAGGAGCUGGAUUGUAUAUAUUUUUAGUUUAUUAUGGCCCGUCAAACUUUGUAAUGAAAACAUCUUGUAUUAAGAAUAACUAUCGUUACAUAUACCAUAUUGAUACACAUUUCAACAUUGCGGAAGCUACUAGAGGACAACUGCUUUUUUGUUCGUUGAAAUAUAUAUUUCCUAUUUUUUACUACUAUUUUCGUUAAAAACUAGUUUUUACAUUUAAAUAUUAAACUGAGAAACAACAAUUGUUUUCUGUAUUCUUCAGCCCUUCCAUAUUAUUCAUAUGCUUCUUAUGAAUAUUCAUGUUCAUAGCUUGAAAAUUUUUAAAGUAAAUAAUAAAUAAUUAUAAACGUUUCGAAAAAUUAUUAAUAACUGUACACUCUUCUCUAAUUUUUAGUGAAAUUUUUUAAGAGAAAUCACUUGGGUAGAAGAGAAAAGAUUAUUAUUCUUCGUAUUCGAAUAAUAGCCUAGUGAAUACAAAACAUUUGAGCAAAUCUUCGAAAAUCUCUCUCUCCUUAUUGAAAAAGUUGAUUGUUCUUUAUAUUUUGACAAUCAUUUUUCGGAAGCCCAGUUUUAAACGGACUUUGACGGGGCAUUCUCAGCUAGCAUUUCUUUAUUUUAAUUAUUUACAAUUAAAUAAUUAUUUACAUUUUUUUUUAACUAUGAUUUCUUAAAACAAAAAUAAAAAAUAUUUAUUCUAAAGCAAUACAUGUAGACUACCAAUCGGCAACUAAAAACUGAACAAUCACAUAUUAAGACCGCUACCCGGGCUCCAUCAAUCGUUUACAUCGACCAAAACAUACACGCAUAGAACGUAAAAUCAACCCUAACCCUAAAACUAAUGUUAUUCACUUUUUAUAGUAUGUACUUGAGUACGUACUCAUUUCGAAAGGAAAAUUAAACGACUGAUUUAUUGAAUUAAUAAAAAAAAUAAAGAAGUAAAUGGAAAAUUCUUUUUUUGAGUAAAUUAUGAAAGAAAAGCAUUUUUUCAUUUUUAAUUGAGAAAUUCGAAUCGAAAUUUUUUACCGUAAUUAAUGUAAACAUCCCAACUGAACCGAACAACUCAUUACUGAAAAGUAAACAAAUUAAUAUCUUAAAAAUCAAAAAUUAGUAUUAAAUAUUUUCUACUUGAUAUUGAUUUUCAAGGAAUUUAGAAUUAUUUAUAAGAUGUUGUUGAGAUCGAUUUAAUAAAAAUUUUCGUACAAACGUGCUCGUACAUAAAAAGUGACUACAUGCAAACACCCAUGAAUGUGCGAAUUGAAAGUCCAGUUAAUGUAUAUAUAUAUAGAUUUAAAAUUAUACUAUAUUACAUAAUAAUUACGUCAUUCCCUUAUCCCUCUCCUUAACCAAUAACAAAAAAAUAAUUAUAAUUGUUCAAACAAUUUUUAAAAAAGUACUGAAGUUAGCACUAAAGAUUAUAUGUAAACCAGCACACAUUGGGAUAUAUCGUUAAGAAGUUAGCACAUAUACUUAAACAUAAAGUAGUAGCUCGAUAAAUCGAAUUAUAAUUUAAUAUGUACUAAGUUGAUUCGGCAACAAUUGCGAUUACACAUAAGCUACUUUGCAAUGUGAAGACGCAUCCAAGACUUUAUGCUAGACACAUUGGCAGUUGGAUACACAAGCGUAUACAAAUUAAUUUAUAUAUAUACAUACAUAUGAACAUGCAUUUGUAUGCGAUUCUACCCUUUAUUGCUACUUUUUACAAAGGUUUAAAAAUAUUUCUAAAAAAUCAUUGCUAUUUAUACCCUGAAGCUAUUUGUAAUAUAUAGUACAGGACGUUCUAGAAUUAUUGAAACUACUAAGAUUGGGAGGGUUGCAAAGUUCAAGUUUAAUAAUUCCUUAAUUUUCUUCCAGCAAGCUUUUCUUGAGGUCUGAGGAUAACAAAAAAGCUUUAAUAUUACAUUGCCGGACGCCCACUUUGCAAAGAACUGUCGCAUAACUAUUUUCUUGUACGAUAUAUCUAUCGUAUUCCCUUGAUAUCUUUAGAAUGUAGCUACCUCGAUUUAUUUCAUUUUACUGUCAUCCAUUAUCCUCUUUUCUAUUUGUUAAAUGUUUUCCUCGGAGACAGGUCCUCAAGUCAGCGUCUUCGAGGUUCAUAUGGCAUGUGGUUGUACAGUUCUAUCAAAUGAUAUAAACAACCAAGUUCGAUAUUUUGAUUGUGCUGGUGCCAUAACGUUCCAACCAGCUACCAAAUCAAAAAUUUGUAUUAUUUUCCCCCUGAAAGAAUUGUUUCUAUACCAAAAAUCUCGAAAAACAGUUGAAUUCUAAGAAUAUUCUCCUUCAUAUUUUAACUGUUUUGACACUAUCAUUAAGUGCAGUACACUUUUUCCAAUUCACUUGAAUAAGGGGAAGUACUUUGCAUGAAAUUAAGUAUUUAGAGUGUAAUGUGAACAUAACCUAAGAUAUUUUACAACUUUUUAACUGAAUGAAGUCCGAUAUCAAGACCAUAGAACAAGAGAUGAACUCCAAAGACAAACGUUUCGCAGGGUCCUUAAGAUUAAAUAACUAAUAAAUACUAUUAGUUUUAUUUUAUGCAAGAUGUUUUUUAGGUAUUUAAUACUUCAAUUUGUUAAAAUUUGCUAAUUAAAUACACAUUUAUCAAUUCUGAUCAAAGUUAACAAAAGUCGAUGCCCUAGAACGUCCUAUAUGCAUACAUAUUUGAGUUAGUACUUACUUACAUACUUUGCGUAGAACUAAUGAAAUUUGUCAGCAUUAGUGACUUUUUACGUUAAUCCCGCAACUGAAACAAAGAAACGAUAUAGAAUAUAUGUAUAUGUGUGUGUAAUUUAUAUACACUAGUUAUCAAAUUAGUGACUUUUAAACGAUAUAACAAAUUCGACUGACGAAUACAAAUCAAUUGAUGGAAAUAUCUCUAUAAGUAACUAAUUAAAUUAAGUAUAUUAAAUAUUGGACUGAAAUGCGAAAUUAUUGAUAAAUAAAUUUAAAAUUGAAAACAAAUACUUUUUUGGCGUAUUCGGCACUAUAUAUUUAAACGUUUUUACAAAUUAAAUUUAAUACAAAAAUCACACUUUUGGUGUUUGAUUUAAUAAAUUUUAAUGACUUACUGAACUUGAUUGUGUUACGUAAACAUUAUUAUUAAUUAAGUUGUGUAUUUGACCCGGUAACACGCUAUUAAACUUAAGUUAUUAUUAUAGGAAUAAAAUUGGCAAUUCUAGUGGUUGUAUGUGCAUUUCACUGCAGCAAAUCGAGUCUUUAGAUACACGCAUUUUAAAAAUCCGCCUGACGAACAUUUUGGUUUGCUCCAACGCCGUUACUCGUUUUAGACGCAGGCAACUUGCCACAAAUACCCGAAUAACCAUUGCACAUAAUUGAAAAUAAACUGCAAACUGCAAAAUGGCAUAUACCAAACAGAAAUAGUCGUAUUCAAGUAACUUAGCAGUUUUUGAAGUUGAAGCAUAUGCAUGUGUUUGUAUGUAUAUAAAGUUGUAAGCAUAAGAACAAAUGUAUGAAUAACUGUAGCAGGUUACGAAUCAUUUAAACAGCAAGAAAAAGCAUUAACAGAUACAUGUAUGAACAAACCGUAUAUGUAUAUACACGCGUACAUGUUAACGAGUGUACAUGUGUAUGUAUGUGUAUGCCAGAAUUUCCUAAAAGUACAGUUAAACUAUUCGAUAUCCUACAAAUUGUAAAAUAUAAAAUAUUGUCAUUUGUUUUAAGGCGCAAAAGUAGGGUUCUUAGAUAAAUACAUUUAAUACACAUACAUACAUACAUAUUGUAAAAGUACAUAUUAUAAAAGAAAACCCUUUAAAAAUGUGACAUAAUGCGUAAAUAAAGUACAUAUGAAUUACUGAUGGUUGUUUGAA